GUGUUCGGUUUUUAUGGAUAUACAACGUCUUACUGGUGAAGAGAAACUGAAACUUAGUCGUAUUUACUUUUUCGCUGGAAUCGGAUUUCUUCCUUUCCUCUGGUGGAUUAACGUAUUUUGUUUUCUAAAGGAGUUAUCCACCCCACAGUCCUAUCCAGAAUUUGAGCUGGUUAAAAAAUAUACCACUUUCAGUUUAAUUGGAGCAUUGGCUUGGACAGUUGUCUUUGCUGUUUGGAUUGUUAUUUUCCUAAAUUUUAGAGUUAGUUGGGGUGACUUGGGAGAUCGUUUGUCAUUUAACAUACCUCCUGGUGUAUUAUAA
Schistosoma turkestanicum is the source of this 319-nucleotide messenger RNA. The record is from the annotation of a GenBank genome assembly. NCBI's taxonomy places the organism in Eukaryota, Metazoa, Platyhelminthes, Trematoda, Strigeidida, Schistosomatidae.